Pseudonaja textilis is the source of this 2939-nucleotide messenger RNA. It is a transcript of the gene LRSAM1, whose product is annotated as leucine rich repeat and sterile alpha motif containing 1. The record is from RefSeq and is a predicted model, not a curated record. Gene Ontology annotation, cellular component: cytoplasm. Lineage: Eukaryota; Metazoa; Chordata; Lepidosauria; Squamata; Elapidae. Gene Ontology annotation, molecular function: protein binding.
CGCCGCCAUGGCUGCUAAGGGCACCGCUACCCGGCGAAGAAGCGAAGCCUUUUUGAUUUGAAGGAGCCGUUUCUCAGAAGGGCGCGGAGCCGGGAGCGACGCGGAGGCUUCCCCGGGAUAAACCGCAUGGAGGGAGCGGGGAAAAGAGAAACGAAAGCGGGGUGGGCUCUGAAACGACUCUUUUGUGUCACGGAUGAGCAGAGUCGGUUCUGAUUACCAUCCUGUCGCAGCCGCCUUUCCUGCUGAACUGAGAUAAAUGGAGACCGGAGGCAGGAUGAUGCUUUUCUUUCGGAAAAGGAAGGCGAGCAGCGAAGCCCGGAAACGUCUGGAAUACCAAAUGUGUCUUGCCAAAGAAGCCGGAGCAGACGAUAUCCUUGAUAUCUCCAAAUGUGAACUUUCUGAGCUUCCCUACAGUGCCUUCACAACCUGCAGAGUUUUGCAGAAGAAGGUGCUGAUCGUUCACACGAAUUUUUUGACGUCCCUGGUGCCCAAAUCCUGCAGCCUCUCCAAUCUUGUAACAGUAAAGGUUUUAGAUCUCCAUGACAACCAACUGACUUCCCUUCCCGCCGAUAUCGGCCAGUUGAUUUCUCUUCAGGUUUUGAACGUGGAAAAGAACGUUUUAAAAACUCUUCCGGACUCCAUCGGGGACCUCGCUCAGCUUCAAACACUGAAUUUGAAAGGGAACAAGAUCAAGAAAUUGCCCUCCACUUUGGAAGGCCUGCGGAGUUUGCGAACGUUGGACGUCAGUGAAAAUUCGGUGCAGGAGUUGCCGCAGGCGCUGGCUCACCUCCGAACCUUGGAGACCUUGUCCCUGGACGCUACAGCAAUGCUCUACCCCCCAAGUGAGGUCUGCAGCGCAGGCACCGAGGCCAUCCAGAGGUUCCUCUGUGAAAAAGUGGGCAUGGAAUACAAACCUCCUUCUCAGUAUUUACUCCCUGUGUUGGAAAGCGACGGCGGAGAGAUAUCUGCGGACGGUAUUCGAAGGACACCUGGGAAAUACCUGGAGGAGGAAGCAGAGUGGCAGAACAGGUUUCUAGACUACGAGAAGCGAAAGGAGCAGAAGAUGCAGGAGAAACUGGCCUUUGAGCGUGGGCUGGACCUGGAGCAGAGAGAACAGGUCCAAUUGAUGCAUCAAAGUCACGUCCAGAAAGGAGAAUUUCUCCAAAGCAUGAAAGAGGAGCAGAUGAAACUGGACGAAGGCCUCACCCGCCACCAGCGACGCCUGGGAGCCGAGCGCCUGAAGUUGCUGGAGCAGCUGAAACAGAUGGAACAAGGGGUGGCCGGCAGGAUCCAGAAACUGCUGAAAGAUAAUCAAAGGCAGAAACAGAGUUCCGAGAUCUUAAAAUCCCUGGAGAAUGACAGGAUCCGGAUGGAGCAGUUGAUGGCCAUCACUCAAGAAGAAACGGAACAACUGAGGAGGAAAGAAGUAGCCGCGGCCAUGAAACAGAUGUUGUCUGAGACCUACAAGAACAAACUACUCCAGGGAGCCUACGAGUCUCGUCGCCAGGACCUUGUCAAUCAGACGUGCUGCAGCCUUGCCAAGAUGGAUGAGAAGUUCCAGCAGAUCCUGGCUUGGCAGCAGCUGGAUCAGAACAAAGCCAUCAGCCAGAUCCUUCAGGAGAGCGAGAUGCAGAAGGCGGCCUUCGAAGCCCUCCAGGUGAAGCGAGACCUCAUGCACUGCCAGAUCAGGAACCAGAUUAAGUUAAUAGAGAGAGAGUUACUGGAGCUCACCCAGUUGGAGUUAAAGAAGCAGCAGCUGGACACAGAGGCUCUGCAGGAAGCAAUCGGGGAGCAACGGCAAAUGCUGAGUUUCCUGCUGCAGCAGCUGCUGAAGGAGAAAAGGGAGCGCGAAGAGGAGCUGCAGGCCAUCUUGAAAGAACUGGAGGCCAAGAGCGAGACGAAGCAGGAGAACUACUGGCUCAUCCAGUACCAGCGGCUGCUGAACCAGAAACCGCUCUCUCUCCGGUUGCAGGAAGAAGGUCUGGAGAAGCAGCUGGUGAAACUCUUGACGGAGCUCUCGGCCGAGCAGUACCUCCCCGUCUUCGCCCAUCAUCGGAUAUCGCUCGGCGUGCUCAGCAGGAUGGUCCCUGGCGACCUAGCCCAGAUCGGAAUAACUGAAUCUGGCUUGCAACACGCCAUCGUCCAGAAAGCUCGGGAGAUACAAGCUGUCGCAGAAACAAUACCAGAACUGCUGAAGCCAGCCGACAAAACAGGGCCGUCCGCUCCGGAGUUUAGAGAAGAGUCCGCCAGCCCCGAAGUCCCAUCGGCUCCGCCAACAGAAGAACGCCACUGCGAGUGUGUCGUCUGCAUGGAGCUACAGGCCCAAGUCGUGUUUCUGAACUGCGGUCACGUCUGCUGUUGCCACAGCUGCUCCGAAGCCUUGCGCACCUGUCCGCUGUGCCGACAAGACAUCGUGCAACGGAUCCGGCUUUUCCACAGCGGCUAGCCUACUCAGGGAUGGGGAAAAAAGGGAAAGGGUUGUGUUUUUUCUUUUUUUUAUCCCCUCCUGGAGGAGAAACCAAGAGGGGAAAAGAAAAAAGAAAAAGAAACCCUGGAAUUCCAGCCUUCCUCAUUUCCGUUUUUUUGCACGUCUUGUUUGGUCCACGGCUGUAUUCUCGGAAUGGCUGCCUUGUGUUUCCGAGCACUCCCCUCUCCGGUAAUGCCGCACGCCAGACGAUGGGGUAGGAAGGAAGUGCGCGCCGCGCCUUUUGCACUAAAUAAUGUACGCCGGUGUUUUUUUUCCGCUCGCUGUUGUCCGCGGUGCAGGAGGAGCGCGAUUCGUUCGAAGCGUCCAGGCCAUUGGGAAGUAACUGAAGGGAUGCCCAAAAGGCAAGCGGGAUUUUCUUGGUUUGCUUCUUCGAAAGCGUUUCGCUUCUCCUCGUAAGAAGCUUCUUCCAGAGUCUUGGAUGAGAAGCGACAUGUUUUCAAGGAAAGGGAUU